Molecule: messenger RNA, 774 nt
Organism: Nicotiana attenuata
Lineage: Eukaryota; Viridiplantae; Streptophyta; Magnoliopsida; Solanales; Solanaceae
Exons: 3
Coding region: 1-774 (257 amino acids)
Source: RefSeq, a predicted model, not a curated record
AUGCCAAUUGGAGAAGAAACUGCAACUGGAACGAGCACAGGAACGGCUGUAGAUCAUCAUUAUCCUUUGUAUCUACAGCCUUGUGACACUCCAGGUUUUGUUGAUGGCCGAUGUACUAAGGACAAAUUUGAUCGAUCCUUGCAUGAACUUUGGGAGAAAUGUAAUGCGAUAGUUUUCUCAUGGAUUAUGAAUGCUGGAAUUUCCUCAGUGUCUGCAUAUUUCUCUAAGUUGACAAACCUUUGGGAGGAAUAUGAUACCUUGAUGCCUUGCCCUGGGUGUGAUUGCCCAGAAUCUAAGAACUAUUUCGAACAUUUUGAGUACCAAAGGUUGUUGCAGUUCCUAAUGGGGAUAAAUGAGACGUAUAGCCAACCUAGAAGCCAGAUUUUGAUGAUGAGUCCAGUGUCCACAGUCAACAAAGCUUAUUCUAUGAUAGUGUCUGAAGAAAGCCAAGGAGCUUUAGGAAAGUUUUCCCAGGCUGUAGAUAUAGCAGAUGGAACAACAUUAUUCACCAACAAAGAAAUGAACUCAAGAAAUAACUAUAAGCCCAGGAGAGGGAAUAUGUUCUGUGACUACUGCAACUAUAAGGGGCACACAAGAGAUACCUGCUUUAAAUUACAUGGAUACUCAGUUGACUUCAAAAUGAGGAAGAAAGAAAUAGGUUUUCCUCAAGCAACAAGUUUUCCUCAAAGACCUAUGCCUAAUGCAACUACACAAGAGGGACAACAGUCAAUGACAAAGCAGAUGACCAAUGUAGCUUCACAAGAAGGACAAUAG